Messenger RNA from Penicillium paradoxum, 216 nucleotides. RefSeq lists its product as uncharacterized. Lineage: Eukaryota; Fungi; Ascomycota; Eurotiomycetes; Eurotiales; Aspergillaceae. The record is from RefSeq and is a predicted model, not a curated record. The transcript has 3 exons. The annotation marks the transcript as partial.
AAAUUAAAAGGGCCUAAGAUACGAGACGUUCUACUCUAUAAGGAGCGGUUUUAUAAGUUAUUACGUAGAAUAGUUAUAACCGCUAGAUAUAGUAAGAGUUUAACUAUUUAUAUGAUUCGGAAGUAUCUUAGAAGUAUUAUUAAAGGUAUUAAAGACUUUUAUAAGCGCGGACUUCUAGAGGAAUUACUAGCUAAAAUCGAGGCGAGUAUCCUAUAG